AGCUGGGAUGGUCACGUGAUUUCCGCUCUCAKGGCGGAGCCGACGUAAAACAACAAAAAAGCAGCCGAGCUGAAGAGUGAGGAAGAGACGGCGCUUGAGUAAACAGCUGUAAAACCAACAGAUGGUAAAUUCAGAAAAGGUCCUUUAACAAGACGAGUUUAAAAAGCGGGAUGAAUCCCACAUGAUGCAUCUGGAUGGUACUGCUCUUGGUCCCUCAGGCUCGCCAAUGCCUCAGAGUCCGUCCAGCUCCACCGCUUCUGACUCCAGAAGUUCAGACGGCACCGGCUCCCCUGCCACCACACCAAAUCUGGACAGUCAGUCGGACUCUUCCUCCUCAGCCCCAGAAACACAUGAUGGGUUGAGAUAUCGAGGAGGCUUUCCCCCUCCCAGUUCGCAGAGCACCUCUGGUCUCCCUCAGMGCCCAGAUGCUGCUCGGGUCCCUUUGCAAGGCGACCUCCCUGCCGACGUGCCCCCUAACCCCGUGUAUGUGCCUAUGCAGAUGUUAUGGUGGCAGCAGAUGUACGCGCGGCAUUACUACAUGCAGUACCAAGCUGCAGUAGCCGCCGCUCGGCCUCCCCACACUUCUCCUGCCGCCUCCCCGCCCUCCACGACUCACCAACCGGCCCAGCCCGACGAAGCCGUCCAACCUCCGCUCGGCCCCAACCCGGCCCAGAACCCUUUACAAGAGAACCAGCCGGCCAACCCCAUCCAGAUGAACGCUCAGGGCGGCCCGGUUCUAAACGACGACGGGCUGAACCACGACUGGCUGGACUGGCUGUACGCCGUGUCCCGAGCUGGGGUCCUGCUCAGCAUCGUCUACUUCUACUCCUCCUUUAGCCGCUUCGUCAUGGUGGUUGGAGCCAUGCUGCUUGUUUACCU
Molecule: messenger RNA, 879 nt
Organism: Austrofundulus limnaeus
Lineage: Eukaryota; Metazoa; Chordata; Actinopteri; Cyprinodontiformes; Rivulidae
Product: homocysteine-responsive endoplasmic reticulum-resident ubiquitin-like domain member 2 protein
Biological process (GO): endoplasmic reticulum unfolded protein response
Source: RefSeq, a predicted model, not a curated record